AUGGAGUCUGCAGGCAGAUCAAUACCCAAGCUUCCAUGGCCAGAUAUUGGUCACUUGGGCAGCUGGGCAGUCUCAUCAUACAAGUUUGGAUUCGGGCCCGAAUGUUUACAAGACGGAGAUCCAGAUACCUUCUGGCAUUCAGAUGGUUCUCAACCGCAUUACAUCACGAUAACCUUCCCGUACCGAGUAGAUAUCCAAAAACUCAGCAUCCACCUGAGUUUCCCGCUCGACGACUCCUAUACCCCUGCUACCCUCUGUGUGCGAGCAGGCACCGGCAUGAACGAUUUGCAAGAUAUCCGGAUCAUUACCUUAGACAAGCCAGACGGGUGGAUAACCUUCGACGUAACCACAGAGCCCAACGAGGACGGCGACGGCUUUAAACCCGUCCCCGCCUACCUAUUGCAGAUUAUAGUUUUUGCGAACCAUAUGAAUGGCAAGGAUACGCACAUCCGGGGGCUUCGUGUCCUCGCGCCGACAGAGUAA
Gloeophyllum trabeum ATCC 11539 is the source of this 483-nucleotide messenger RNA. Its product is annotated as galactose-binding like protein. Gene Ontology annotation, cellular component: anaphase-promoting complex. NCBI's taxonomy places the organism in Eukaryota, Fungi, Basidiomycota, Agaricomycetes, Gloeophyllales, Gloeophyllaceae. The record is from RefSeq and is a predicted model, not a curated record. The transcript has 4 exons. Bases 1 to 483 code for a protein of 160 amino acids. Gene Ontology annotation, biological process: anaphase-promoting complex-dependent catabolic process; protein K11-linked ubiquitination.